UCGGUUGCAGUGAACACGGCAGAGAACAAGUUGAGGGCGUCGCGCCAGUGAUCACGCCGAGUCGCACGCGCUCAGAUCGUCGGUCCCGAGUGGAUGUCUCUAAGUAAUAGUUACGUGAUUUUCGAAAACAAAAAUAGUUAAAUAGAUAACACGUAUUUAUGAUAUAUAUAUAUAUAAUACAAUAAUUAUCAAUAUUUACUUGUGCUUUGAUUUUUGAUUAGUGGUUUUUAUUUUUUUAUUGAAAUUUAUCGAUUUGUUUAAUUGUUAUUAUUUUCGAUUACGAAAUUAUGAAGGAAAUAUUGUUUAAAUUUAACGUCAGUGAUUCGAUCAGUACUUGACGGAUUUCCUGACACCUGGAUUUCCAUUUUGGACCUAAGUGGUCAAAUGACGUUAACUUCGUGAAAGGGACAUCCGGACGACGACACCAAGCCCAAUGAGAUCACAAUGUUGCUGACAUUUCUACUGGCAGCCGCGCUGUGGAACUGCAAUUGCUGGUGGAAUGCCGCCAAUAUUUACACUUUCGCCGUGCAACCCGGAUAUUUGGACUUUGACAAUUUACCGGAUACGAAUUUCUCAUGCGAUGGCAAAGUCAUCGGAGGUUAUUACGCGGACGUGGAGACCGGCUGUCAGAUGUUUCAUGUUUGCACUAUUGGCCAAAAAGCGGAAAUUACCGAUAUCAAAUUCUUAUGUCUAAACGGGACAGUAUUUGAUCAAGAAACCAGGGUUUGCGAACGUUUGGACGAAGUUGAUUGCAGUAGGAGCGAAAGUUUCUUCGAUCUUAAUUUGGAAUUAUACGGAAACAACGGAGCAGGCUAUGGGAUCGCACCGGAAGAACCACCGGAACAGGAGUCAGUGCAGUGUAACGAGGACGAGGGAGAGUGUUCCGGAACGUCCGAUUACUUUGACGAGGAGGUGACCACGAUCGCGGGGCCGGUGGGCGCAUUGGCGGCCACAGCGGCGGUCAUCGCCACGACGACGACCACGACGACCACAACGACCACGACGACCACGACGCCCCGGACGACUACAGUCAGUGCGGCCACAAGUAGCAAGCGACCGUCACAGCCGAUAGUGAUGACGAGCACGGCGAAACCGACGCAGCAGCCGGCCGUCUCGUAUCCGACGAAUUCACCGGAAACCAUAGCGGCCCUGAUAGCACUGCACAACGCGUUUCAGGAGAGUCUCAAAGAACGCGAACAAGGGCCCGGGCCCAAGGGGCAGCAGGCCCACCACAGAUACCAUCCACCGCCGCCGCCACCGCCGCCGCCACAGCAGCAGCAGCCCAAGCCGUUUACGGUUGCCAACUUCCAACCACCACGACAUUUCCCGUCCAAAGCGCCGCAGCAGUAUCUGCAACAGCAGCAACAUCUGCAACACCACCAGCAGCAGCAACAGCAGCCGCCACCGCCCCCGUAUCGACAUCAGCAGCAACAUCUGCAACAGUCUCAGCAACAGCAGCAGCAGCAGCAACAACAGCAGCAACAGCAGCAACAGCAACAGCAGCAGCUGCAGCAGCAGCAUCCGGUUUUAUUGUCGUCCGAGCGGUUUGGAAACCAAAACUUCCGUCACGGCUUCCGGUUGCAAAACGAACCGGCACCACCACCGCCGCCACUACCAGCAGACGAGUCGCCACCUCCGUCGUCGUACCAACAUCAGCAGUACACAGGAGAGGGUGCGCAGUACGACGGUAACUACGACGAAUCCGUCGCGAUCGUCGGGCUGGGCGAAGACGACGACGACGUGGCCGACGAAGAGUCUCGGCGGAACUUUGCGCGCGAAGCUCCCGAGUCUUCGGUCUCGGUUUCGGUGCAAGUCAGCUCGUCGUCGACUAAAAACAGUGCCAUCAACCAGCAGCAGCAGCAGCAGCAGCGACCGGCGCAGGCCGAAGAGUCUGCUACGCCUACCGCCACUACGACGACGACCACCACGACGACCACUACUACGACGAUGGCCACGGCCACGGAGGCCGACCGGCCGUUCACGGUUAAGUCGUCACUGCCGCAGCCGCCUCCGUUGGACGACACCGAUCCAAACGGUGGUGACCUGUACGAGGACGAGUACGAAGAGUUUGAAGGCGACGAAGAGUUCUUCAAGGACGUGCCAAAAGUGGGCCAGGACAGGAGACGGAGAUACGCGUUGGGCGUUGGCAGACGAGCGUAGCGAUUCGAUGAUGAUUUUGAUAAUAAUAAUAUAUAUUAUCGUUGUCGUUGCAACCGUGUACUGCGCGAGAACGGCCGUCAAAGUCCAUCGUGAUGAGACGAUCGAACGCGAUUCAAAAUGUUUUUGCUCAAUAGUUUUGCGUCUGUUAUUAUAAUAUGAUCACGACUGUACACUAUACGCAAAUACGGCCAUUUUUUUCUCUUCACGUUGUCGUCAAUCGUAUAUUCUAUUACUAUACGCCGACUUUGCUGAAUCCUACUCAUCCUCCUAAUCUCUGUCCUCACUUUUUACUCAUUCCUGUCCUAUCUGCGAGUAAAAAAAAACGAAAACGUGAUUUUUUUUUUUUUUUUGUUUUACUGUUUAUCUAAAUUUUUUAUGUAUAAAUUAAAUUACACGAUUUUUUUUUUUACGAAUAAGCUAAUGAUGAUUAUAACAUUAUUAUAAAUAUUAUUAUUUUUUUUUGCAAUAAUUAUGUCGUGUGAAUGAAUAUACACAUCUUGCUAUUCCUAUACAACUGUCAUAUAUAAUCAGGGCUCGGGACUAUUAGCACUCGCAUAUACAUGGUAUAAACUGGUGUGUCUAUGCAGAAUUUAUCGUUUAAAAGUUAUGCGGAAUCGUUUCAUUUAAGUUUUCAAUAAUAUUAAGUAUAUUUUUACUCGACUUUUGAUUUUUUUUUUUUUUUUUUCACGGUUGUUUUAAUUUAAUAUUUUUCUUGUCAAUAUUUUAUAUCGUGUUGAACCGAUAGUAUUAGUAUUAUUUAUCAUCAUUUUAAUUAAAUGUUUGAAUUAAAAACAAUAAGUUUGAUAUACAUUUUUACGUAUUAGAUGAUAUUUUAAGUAAGCGCUCAAGUCCCGACUCAUGAUUACAUAAUAUAUAAAUUAGUAUAAACGAUAUUGUGCCCAGUAUAAAUAAAAUACAUGUUACACUCAACACGUCAUACGGAUAUUAAAAUAAAAGAAUAUAUUUAUAAAUAUAAUAUUAUUCUGUUCUGAGUUAACCAAGUUUAUUUAGGAAUGUUACACACGUCGUAUGCAUAUAAUAAUAUAGUAUUAUUUUGUAUUUUUUUACCCUUGAAAACAUAACAAUAUCAUAUAUAUAAUAUAUAUAUGUGUGUUAUCAAUGAUUAUUAAUUUUAUGUUUUUCCUCAUAUAUGAUGGGUAAUUUAGACUGAUACAUGUUAUUAUUAUUGUACUCGGAUUAUUGUGUUUAGUUUUACGAAAAGUGUGUAAUAUACGAUAAUAAAAUUGUUUAAUCAUUUUUAGUAUAACGUUAUGAUUUUAUUUCUAUUUCCAUUUCUGUCGAUAUCUUGGUUAUUGUAAAUAAACAUAGUAUAAUACAUUCAUGAUCGGAUCGAAAAAAUUCCAACGAUUUCUACAAAGUAAAGUACUUCUAAUGAAUUCCAUAUAAUCAUAUAAUAGGAAAAUUAUAAUGUUAUGCAAACAUAUAAAUUAUAUUAUUAUAUUAUACCAUAUUAUAUUAUGUCAAGUUACAUCGAAACUAUCAACGAAGAAAAACACGUCAUUAUUGAGUUGUACAUUUUUCGCUAAGCGAUUUUAAGUAAUGUGCCAAUUAAUAUUAUAUUAUAAUUUUUGUUAACUUUUUGUACGCUUGAAAUAUACUAGCCAUUAGAUAAAUCAACCAAAUAAUAAACUAUUAAAAUAAUAUAGUAUAGUGAAAAAAUAAUUUUAUUACCUAUUGUAUUAUAUGCCUAUUAUGAUAUUAUUUGUAUAAUUAUUUUAGGUAUCAAAUAAAACUGUGUAAAUACUUUU
Messenger RNA from Aphis gossypii (cotton aphid), 3929 nucleotides. Its product is annotated as transcription factor SPT20 homolog. Bases 445 to 2160 code for a protein of 571 amino acids. Gene Ontology annotation, cellular component: extracellular region. The transcript has 6 exons. Gene Ontology annotation, molecular function: chitin binding. The record is from RefSeq and is a predicted model, not a curated record. NCBI's taxonomy places the organism in Eukaryota, Metazoa, Arthropoda, Insecta, Hemiptera, Aphididae.